This is a messenger RNA of Benincasa hispida (wax gourd), 1647 nucleotides long. RefSeq names its product glucose-6-phosphate/phosphate translocator 2 (gene GPT2). Gene Ontology annotation, molecular function: transmembrane transporter activity. Gene Ontology annotation, biological process: transmembrane transport. The record is from RefSeq and is a predicted model, not a curated record. Gene Ontology annotation, cellular component: membrane. NCBI's taxonomy places the organism in Eukaryota, Viridiplantae, Streptophyta, Magnoliopsida, Cucurbitales, Cucurbitaceae.
UUCUUUUCCCUCAACGAGAACAUCCUCUCUCCCAACAAAUUCUUCUCCAUUCGCCUUCCCAAAUCGAUUACAAUCUCUGCAAAAUCCCAUCUCGGUUUGAUCCUUUUUUCUGCUUUGCAUUAUCAAAUUUUCGUAAACACAAUGAUCUCUUCACUGAGGCUUACAUCUUCCAAUUUCACUUCCUCUGAAAUUUUCAUCACAAAAUCUCCAGUUCUGAGGCCGAAUCUUCCGUUGCAGUCCCCAGAUUGCAGUGCAAUUAAGCAUGUCCAUCGAUCUCUUUCUACCAACAAACCCCUACACAUCUCGUUUGUUGAAAAUCUUCCUUUGCUCACAAAAUCAUCUGAGCGUUCGACGGUUUGCCGGGCUUAUGAGGCCGAAUCGAGACCUCUGCAGAUUAACAUUGAGCUUCCCGAUGAACAGACGGCUCAGAAACUCAAAAUUGGGCUCUAUUUCGCAACUUGGUGGGCUUUGAAUGUGGUGUUCAAUGUCUACAACAAGAAGGUUCUUAAUGCUUUCCCUUAUCCUUGGCUCACUUCCACUCUCUCCCUCGCCGCUGGAUCACUCAUGAUGCUCGUUUCUUGGGGUAUUCGAAUGGUUGACGCUCCCAAAACCGAUUUGGAUUUCUGGAAAUCCCUAUUGCCGGUCGCAGUGGCACAUACGAUUGGGCAUGUUGCAGCAACUGUGAGCAUGUCCAAAGUUGCAGUCUCAUUCACUCACAUAAUCAAGAGUGGGGAGCCGGCUUUUAGUGUGUUGGUUUCUAGGUUUCUAUUGGGUGAGAUGUUUCCAUUGCCUGUUUACUUAUCACUUAUCCCAAUCAUUGGAGGCUGUGCUCUUUCCGCCAUUACUGAACUCAAUUUCAACAUGAUUGGUUUCUCAGGAGCGAUGAUAUCAAACUUGGCAUUUGUAUUUAGAAACAUAUUCUCAAAGAAAGGGAUGAAGGGAAAAUCAGUGAGUGGGAUGAAUUACUAUGCUUGCCUCUCGUUGCUGUCUCUGCUCAUUCUUACUCCUUUCGCCAUUGCUGUGGAGGGACCCAAGUUGUGGGCUGAAGGAUUCCAAAAGGCUCUCUCUCAAAUUGGUCCUAAUUUCAUAUGGUGGUUGGGAGCUCAAAGUAUGUUCUAUCACUUGUACAAUCAAGUGUCUUACAUGUCUCUUGAUCAGAUAUCACCAUUGACAUUUAGCGUGGGUAACACAAUGAAGAGAAUAUUCGUAAUAGUGUCGUCCAUUAUCAUCUUCCACACACCGAUCCGACCCAUCAAUGCCAUUGGAGCUGCCAUUGCAAUCCUUGGAACCUUCCUCUACUCGCAGGCAAAGCUGUGAGAUGAUGUAGGAAGUUAAAUCUGUGCAAUCUUUGUUGGGAGAUAAGGAAGUCGAAAGAGCAGUUAUGGAAGGAGGCUGCUGUUUCAUUGGGAGCUUUGAUGCGGAUUUUAUGCUUUGUGCUUGUAAUCUUGUGAUUGCAGGGAGGGUUUUGUUGGUGUUGGUUGAGAUUUAAGACUAAUAUAUAUACAGAGAGGUAGAAAGAUAAUAAUUUAUACUACAUAGUAAGAGCCAAAAGGUAGAGUUUUGAGAUAGUGAGGCACAAAUCAUUGUAGUUUAUUCUAAUUUAUUGUUUCAUUUUAUUAUUUGUGACACUAUGUUUAAUGUUUAAUA